Fimicolochytrium jonesii is the source of this 1679-nucleotide messenger RNA. RefSeq lists its product as uncharacterized. The transcript is spliced from 3 exons. The coding region runs from base 94 to 1548 and encodes 484 amino acids. Gene Ontology annotation, molecular function: GTPase activator activity. The record is from RefSeq and is a predicted model, not a curated record. Lineage: Eukaryota; Fungi; Chytridiomycota; Chytridiomycetes; Spizellomycetales; Powellomycetaceae.
GAAUUACUGCCCUCAUUCGACGAGCUCCGCCGAUCUCCCCAGUCUGACCACGAUCAAAAACUCCACAUACCGAUAGGGUAAAAGCGCCGAAACAUGCUUGCCGAACCCAUCAAUACUCCCAGUGGAUAUUUGCGCAAUGAGCUCUACUCAUGGAACGACACCCACUUUGUCGACUACACUCACCAAGCCAAUCUGCAUCUCCCGAUGACCCCUGAGACCGAGCGGCACCGAUUGCCGUCCCGCCAGCGCUCUCCAAAGGAAAGCAGAGAUGAAAGAGACCAGCGUCAUGCCUAUCCGCCGCGUAAGGCGUCCUUGGCACACUUCUAUUCAGCGGGUUCGGACGCUUUGUCACCACAGUAUUCAAUCGACUUCUCCGGGUUCUGCUCAUCCGAUGAGGAGGAACCAUCGGCGCCAGCGACCAACUUCUUGCCGCGCGCGAUAGUGAAUGAUUCAUAUACGAAUGUGGACUCGAUCUAUCAAAUGUUCCAUGGAUCUGAGCAGAAUGAGGAGGGCGCAGUUGGGGCGCCUGCUCCCGUAUCGCUGCCGCUCUCGCCACGGCUGUCUGAAGUAGUCGAUAUGUAUGAUUGGGCUAGGAGGUUUCCCAAGAAUAUGGACGAGGAAACGCGGCCAUUACUGGGUCAAGAGGACACAUGCGGUGGUGAAGGCCUCAUACAUAGCCACGGCGCUGAAUCGACCGAAGUCGGAUCCCCAAAAAGUCGUGACAUCAAACGAUCAAGGAGCGUCCGCCAACUGCCCAAGCUUCCAAAGCUCCAGAUCCACCUACGGUCUCGCAGCAGCACCCGUUGCGAGCGAUCACCCUCACCAUCGCGCAACUCGCAUCGCAACGCUCAGCAAAAUGGCUUCAGCCCGGACAUGAUGGACGCGAUCCAUUACAUGUCUCCACCACCGACAGCGGACACGGACAGGUCCGGAUAUAUGCUGUAUAGAGAAGAUGCUUCCACGACUUGGAAGCGAAGGUGGUGCACUAUUGAAGAUAAUCAUAUGCAUGUUUGCACGUCAGACGAAAAGGGCACAUCUCCAAUAGCAAGCAUUCGUCUCAUCCCUGGCCUCUCUGUCAUCCCCGAAGACACACCAGGUACCCCAACCUCAUCAGCCUCGCACAGCCCAACGAGUCCCCGCGGCUCCAUCUUCGCUUUCAAAGUCGUCGCGCCGCAACAGCCUCGCUCGCCAUACCUCUUUGCCGCCGAAACACGGCUGGACAUGGUGCUGUGGAUCGCGAGCAUCAUACGCGCAGCUGAGAACGCAGGAAAGAAGAAGGUCGAGCGGACGUUGAUACCUAUCCAUAGCUCGAAUGAAAAGCAGCAGCAGCAGACGCGAGGAAGGAGUAGGUCGUGGGGGCGGUCACCGAAAUCGUCCGGGGAAGAGUCGCCGAAUCCGUUCAAGGGCGGCAGGAACGUUAUUGAUGUACCCUUGUCGAAACCUCUACCGGCCGCCAAACCAACAUCAUCUUCGGGAUCAGACCCCAAGUUGGCUAGUUCGAUGAAGAGACGUUUUACGUUGUAUAUGCUUCGGCCCAGGAAGUCGUAGGCCUAGGGGAGUUCAUGACCGUAUUCUAAUGUCAUUAUGUACUAGCGUAUCAUUUCUCAUAAGCGUGCAUUGAACUGUGCACUGUGCUGUACAGAUGUGUGGGAGUAGUAAGAAAUCAUGAAGACUGCUCU